Molecule: messenger RNA, 688 nt
Organism: Aspergillus candidus
Lineage: Eukaryota; Fungi; Ascomycota; Eurotiomycetes; Eurotiales; Aspergillaceae
Exons: 1
Coding region: 384-617 (77 amino acids)
Source: RefSeq, a predicted model, not a curated record
CUCCUCUCCCCCUCUCACCUCAAUCUAAUCAGUGCCCUGUUCAACAACCAGCCAUACCCUUCAAAACUUACCCAAGCAAACAAUCAAAUAAAAUAUAUUUUCGAUAAAGAAUACGACCAUCUACUGAGAAAAUGUCGACCAGCUCUGAUUCCUUAUUUGCUUAGUCGCAAUAUUGCAUGGAGACAUAUGCCAAAUUCAUGUCCAGGUCGAAUGGCUGAUAGGCUAUAAUCAAGCCACGAAGACAGUAAGUUGUGUAUGUGCAGACUGGAAAUGAUCAAGCCAGUCGAAGUAGUCGGGACAGGGAUGAGCCUCGUGUUUAUGGGUAGUAACUACGUUGUAAACUGGCGAUUUCUUGAUAAUGAUACUAUCUAAGUCUGUGGUGUAUGGCUAAUUCGAGUUACAAAAGUUCAUGCUAUAUCAUGGAAGAAUACAGCCCAAUCUACGGUAUGCAUGCUCUUAUAUUGGUUCUUGGUAGUGGGUAUGUCCUCCGCCUAUCAUGUCCCUCAAGAAUGCCUCGUUAUACGAUGCUCGGGUUGGAGCAUAUGGGCCAGAGUUCUCCUUCGCGGGACUAUAUCUUCUGUAUACGGCUGUUGAGAUAUCAAAUACUGGUAGAUUAGAUGUCCACUUCGACUAGAUAUGGCUGUCUUGGCUCUAGAUGAUCACUUAAUGACCACUCUGCUGUUUAUCC